This is a messenger RNA of Mus caroli (Ryukyu mouse), 740 nucleotides long. Lineage: Eukaryota; Metazoa; Chordata; Mammalia; Rodentia; Muridae. The record is from RefSeq and is a predicted model, not a curated record.
AGGAGAAAAAGCGAUGCUGUCAAGGGGUAAGAGCUAAGAAAGGGAUGGGGUGGUGUUAGUAGCUGGGGAUUGGGGUCAGAGGAAGCAUGGGAGAGGAAACCCAUGACUUCUCUGGGCUCCCAGCUCCACAGAGCAACAUUCCUGACAGCUCUGCUGCUACUGCUGCUGCUGCUGCUCCAAGUGAAAGGGGUGAAGACUCUGAUAGUGAGUGCAAGUUUGGAUGGUGACAAGAGUCAGAAAGACAAAGUGUCUUCUGAAGACCAGGGUGAGGAGGAGUAUGAAGAACACUUUGAGGCUUCAUCAGAGGGUGAGCAGUGGCAGGAGAUAGAUAUGGUCCAGCAAGAAGACAUGAUCUCCCAGGCAAUAACUCUCCAAGACCACCUCCUUGAUCUAGCCUUCUGCUUCAACCUGGCCAGCAUCAUGUUUUUUUUAUGAGAGACUUUGAGGUGGAGGCAGUAGUCUGGAUCCUUCAUGAGGACUUAGACAUCCACCUCCCCUUCCUGAUUGCUUACUGACCUCCUCUCCUAAAUGCCUCCUCAAAAUGCAUACCCUGGUCCCUGUCUCUAAGAAGCACCUGACCUUAGGGUAUAUCAACAGAGCUUUCCCAACUCUCAUAUCCACCAGCUAAUUGCCACCCCAACCCAGAAUUUCAUGUCCCGGGGCCAAAGACACGAAACCCACACCCUUCUCUCUUAAGCUUUGUCUGACAAUAAAGUAGCAAUUGCAAUAAAAUCCUGAAA